This is a messenger RNA of Scheffersomyces amazonensis, 1969 nucleotides long. It is a transcript of the gene SPT10, whose product is annotated as Spt10p. NCBI's taxonomy places the organism in Eukaryota, Fungi, Ascomycota, Pichiomycetes, Serinales, Debaryomycetaceae. Bases 120 to 1787 code for a protein of 555 amino acids. Gene Ontology annotation, cellular component: nucleus. The record is from RefSeq and is a predicted model, not a curated record. The transcript has a single exon. Gene Ontology annotation, molecular function: acyltransferase activity, transferring groups other than amino-acyl groups.
AAAAUAUACUUAGAGCAGUACAAUAUCUACACACUUUGUCAAUAACUUUUUGCAAUCAAUAACGAAUUACUGGUUAGCACCAUAAAACUGUAAACACAUCAAGUGCACCAAAAUUAAUCAUGCCGGAAUUUGAAGAUGUUAUUCAACCUUCACCUUUUAGACCUCAAUUAGAUUAUAAUCCUACUACUGUUAUUCAUAGAUAUACAGUAUUAUUAAAAGAUGGUCAAACAACUGCAACAAUUUAUCCUAUACAUUCUCCAAGUGAAUUACCUCCUGGAUUAUUGGCAUUUUUAUGUGAUGAAUUUAAUAUGGAAAUUGAACGAGGAGAAACUUCAUCAUUUUUUGAUACUUUACAUAUUGAACAAUUUCAAAAUUAUUGGUUUGGAUCAUUUGGAGCAGUUAUGGUAUUAGGUGAUUCUCCAGAAUUAGAAGGUGCAAGACAAUGGGAAAAAGAAUGUUUAGGAACUUUUUAUAUUAAACCAAAUUAUCCUGGACGUUGUUCACAUAUUUGUACAGCCAAUUUUUUAGUUAAUGCAGGUAUUAGAGGAAAAGGUAUUGGUAGAACUUUAACUGAUUGUUAUCUUCAAUGGGCACCAAGAUUAGGUUAUACAUAUUCUGUAUUUAAUUUAGUAUUUGAAACUAAUGUUGCAGCCAGAAGAAUUUGGGAAUCAUUAAAUUUUAAAAGAGUUGGUAGAGUUAAAUCAGCAGGAAUUUUAAAGGGUCAUGAUCAAGCAGUAGAUGCAAUAAUGUAUGGUAGAGAAUUAGUAAAUACAAGUGAUCCAGCAGUUGGAGCUUAUAGAUUUGAUAAAAUAAAAUUUUAUUUAGAAACUGGAAGAUAUCCAGCAAUGGCUGAUAGACAAGAAAAAUCUCGAUUAAGAUCUUCAGCUUCUCAUUAUCGAUUAGUUGAUGGUAAAUUAUUAUUAAAGGGAAGAGAAGUAGUAAGUGAUCCAGUUAAACAACUUCAAAUUUGCACAGAAGUUCAUUUACAAAAUCAUGGUGGCAUUAAUAAAACAACUUCAAUUGUUACAGAAAAGUAUCAUUGGACUAGAAUUAAAGAUACUGUAGCAACUGCCAUUAAAAAUUGUCCCGAAUGUCGAGAUCCUGCUCGAGAUGAAACCAAUUUGAAAAGACCCAAUGGACCUAAGAAGACUCCUAAUCCUGCGCUUUCGCGUCAUAAAACCAAAUUAUUCCAUUCUCUGCCCAAUAAUCCUAAUGCUAAUAAUUUACUUAGGGCAAGAGCAACAACAACUAAUGAUGAUGUUGAAGCCAUAGUAGCUGCUGCACAUUUGGGUAAUAGACACGAUGCAGAGGCAUUAUUGAGUCAUGAAUUAGCAGGAUUGGAUGAUAAUAUUAUAGCGGUGGUUGAAGAAGCUCAAAGGAAUCAACAACAGCAGCAGCAACAACAACAGCAACAACAACAUCAUAACCCACAACAACAGCACAGAAAACAAGGUAUAACUUCGCAUCAUCACACAACUCAUCAGUCAUAUGCAGCAGCUGCUGCUUCUGCUGUAAGUGGAGGUUCUUCACAUUACCAUGAUUAUUCAAAUGAUUAUUCAAGUGAUUACAAUGAUGAUAAUGAUUUAAAAGAUCGUAGAAACAGUAAUGAUAUCCCCGUUGAUCCUGUUGUGGAGUCUUAUGACCAUCAAUCGGGAGGUGAUGAGAUAGAAAUUGCUCGAGCAUUAAUUCAAGCGAAUGAGGAUGUUAAUGAUGAUGCACAUCAUCGAUCAGAUAAUAGAGGAUCGCAGAAUGAUGCUAAUUUAUUCAUUAAGGAGCGAGAAGAAUAAUAAAUAAAAUAGAGUAGUAUAAUUUAAAGUAAACUCAAACAAAGUAUUAUUCUCUGUUAUCUUAUCAAAUGACAUCAAUCCAUGCUAAGUACUUCCUCAAAUGCUAUAUUUUCUAUGUAUAGAUUUCUACAUUAAAAUCUUCAAUCGUUAAAAUGUAAUAAUAUAUUAAUAUAUCAAUAAAC